AUUCUCAUAGCAAUAAAAAAAAAAAAAUUGAAAAAAAAAAGAAGAGAACGUCUUGUCACCACACCACCGCUGCCGAUCCCGGCCAAUCUCCGCCGUCCAUUUUUCCAUCUCCGCCGCUGUCUCCGGCGACUCUCACCAUGUGAAUAUUCUUCACCUUCAAUGGCGCGCUUUAUUUCCACAUAAAAUUCUCCCUUCCUUCAUAUGGCUUCUUCCCCACACCUCCAAACCCCCAAAUUAAUCCCCUAGGGUUUCGUCGUCUCCAAUUUAUUUCUACAGUUCUCUAAGCUCUUCAGCUAUGGAGGAUUACAACCACCACCAGAUCACCGAGAACGCCAAUAACAGGCCCGGCGGCGGGUUCCUCUACGGCGGACCAGUUUUCGCGCCGUACGGUAGAACCGCCGCCGGAUCGGGAAAUAAUCACCCCGCCGGACAGUUACCGCCGAUGAGCAGCUACUGCUACGAUCAGUCGCCGGCCGGCGGCGCCGAGCACCAUCCGGCGGCGAUUGUGAAAACUGAAGCUGGAAGUACUUCGCAGAAUAACCCCCCCAGGUUCCACCACUACCCUUCCGCCGCCGCCGCGGCGAUCCGCGGCCACACGGCGGUGCAGGAUCACCACCACCACCACCACCGGCGACAGGAGAGCGAAAACUCGGGCGAGGUCGACGCAAUUAAGGCCAAAAUCAUCGCCCACCCGCAGUACUCGAAUCUUCUAGAAGCCUACAUGGAUUGCCAAAAGGUCGGCGCUCCGCCGGAGGUGGUGGCGCGUCUCACCGCCGUGCAGCAGGAGUUCGAAACAAGACAGCGCUCCGCCGCCGCCGGGAGAGACGAUUCGAAGGAUCCAGAGCUCGAUCAAUUCAUGGAAGCUUACUACGACAUGCUCGUCAAGUACCGCGAGGAGCUAACAAGACCUCUGCAAGAAGCCAUGGAAUUCAUGCGAAGAAUCGAAACACAGCUCAGCAUGCUCACAAACGCUCCGGUUCGGAUCUUCAACUCCGAGGAAAAGUGCGAUGGCGGGGUUUCAUCCGAAGAAGAUCAAGACAACAGCGGCGGGGAGACAGGACUGCCCGAGAUCGAUCCCCGGGCAGAAGAUCGUGAGCUUAAAAACCAUCUCCUUAAGAAGUACAGUGGCUAUCUGAGUAGCCUCAAGCAAGAGCUCUCGAAGAAGAAGAAGAAAGGGAAACUCCCGAAAGAUGCGCGCCAAAAGCUUCUUAGCUGGUGGGAGUUACACUACAAAUGGCCCUAUCCAUCGGAGUCGGAAAAAGUGGCAUUAGCCGAGGCGACGGGGUUGGAUCAAAAGCAAAUAAACAAUUGGUUCAUCAACCAAAGGAAGCGACACUGGAAGCCGUCGGAGGACAUGCAAUUCAUGGUGAUGGACGGGCUUCAUCCGCAAAACGCGGCCCUUUACAUGGACGGUCAUUACAUGGCUGACGGGCCUUACCGGCUAGGCCCGUGAAGGAUUUGUCGAGGAGGCAUGCUAUGGCUACUACUACUUAUUGCCGAAGCUCGGAUCGUGUUUAAACAAUGGAUAGAGGGAGUAUGACAGACAGCUAGCCAUGGUGUGGGAUUUAAGCGAGCCCGGAUAAAUGAUUACUUGGUAUUUGGACAGCUCGAGCGCCUGGUUGAAACAUACGCUCAAGUUCAUGUCUUAAGUUUAUGUUGAUGACAUUGUAUUUGGAUCAGCUGUUGAUUCGGCUCCAUCGAUUCGGCUACAUCGAAUAACAAAUGUAGUACUUUAUGGAUUGUAAUUCUCUAUCGGUUUUAAGGAUUAAAUUGCAUGAGUGUAUUAUAUAUUUCACUUGGUCUUAUA
This is a messenger RNA of Andrographis paniculata, 1807 nucleotides long. Its product is annotated as homeotic protein knotted-1-like. Gene Ontology annotation, biological process: regulation of DNA-templated transcription. Lineage: Eukaryota; Viridiplantae; Streptophyta; Magnoliopsida; Lamiales; Acanthaceae. The record is from RefSeq and is a predicted model, not a curated record. The transcript is spliced from 5 exons. The coding region runs from base 296 to 1453 and encodes 385 amino acids. Gene Ontology annotation, molecular function: DNA-binding transcription factor activity, RNA polymerase II-specific; DNA binding. Gene Ontology annotation, cellular component: nucleus.